Trichobilharzia regenti is the source of this 2142-nucleotide messenger RNA. The record is from the annotation of a GenBank genome assembly. Lineage: Eukaryota; Metazoa; Platyhelminthes; Trematoda; Strigeidida; Schistosomatidae.
AUGUACCAUAAAUUUAUAUUUGAUUAUUGCCUAAUUUUCUCAAAGUGUAUGUGGAUUCACAUGGUCCUACUGGAUUUUCCACGGAUAUUUAUUAAAUAUGGAAAGCGAGAAAUUGCUAGAAGGAACUAUGUCAUCUUGUGCGCCGGUGAAGAAGAGCUUCCGUGUCACAAAGCAGUACUAGCUGCUAGUUCAGCAUACUUCUUGGCAAUGUUUUCAUCUCCUUAUAAGGAACAACAAACAUCCCGAGUUACCCUAGAUCAUAUAUCACCUUGGGCACUUCGCCGACUCCUUGACUUUGUUUACCUUGGAAUUUUGGAAAUAACCGAGGCUACAGUACAGGAUGUCUUUCUAGCUGCUAGCUUACUUGAUUACCCGGUAGCUGUUAAAGCUUGCGUCGAGUUCAUGAAAAGUCAUUUGGAUAUAACAAAUUGUUUAGGCAUUGAAGCACUGGCUGAAAUGCAUAAUCUUGCAGAUUUAGCUCAAUCAUCGCAUAAGUUAGCUGUGGAGAACUUCUCAAGCUUACUACUGGAGUCGAGUGAAUGGGUCACUCUACCUAUUUCAACUGUGAUUUCAUAUAUUUCUUCAGAUGAAUUAGAUGUACCUUCUGAACAGUUCGUUUGGGAUGCUUGUAUUAGUUGGAUUGAUCAAGUAUCUGAGACGCGGAUUGCUUAUUUACCUCAACUGCUGUCACACAUUCGUUUGAAGUAUUUGGAAAAAGAAAUGCUGGAAGUUCAAUUACAAAAAAACCCUUUGAUUUUGGAAUGCAAGAUUGCUCAGAAAGUUAUCAAAUAUUUUCUUCAUGGAGAUGUCUGUAAAAAUGAUGAUAAUAUUGGUGCAUUUAUCAACAAUUUACCUCCUCGUCCUGCAACACUUAAGCGUCCUACAUUGGUUGUUUUAGGUGGUUUAAAUACAUGCAUUUUAAAUUGUAUGCAGUCAUUUUCUCCGUCCAGAACAGCUUGGCAAACUUGUCCUCCUAUGCCAGUGGACAGUCUCGCAUGGUUUUCUGUUUCUGUCAUUGCAAACACUCUAUUUGUAAUUGGUGGAAUUAAGGCAGGCACAAUCAUGGAUACGGUCUAUACGUACUCACCGGUUCGAUCCACUUGGAGUCAACGAAAGUGUAUGUUACAGGCUAGAGCUAGGCAUUCUUCUGUUGCUGUUGGUAGUCGGUAUAUUUUUGUAUUUGGUGGUGUUACAAUGUCUAGAAAUUCUGAUUACCAACAACUCUCAGCAGAUGGUGUUAUUAUCAAUCAUUUUCAAGAAACAGAUUCCUUUGCGAAUAGACUGAAUCACAAUUCUUCUUCACAACUCUCGUCAUACAAUCCAAAUCUCCCGGUAACUGAAUUGGACAUUCCCACUUUAAAGUUUGAAAAGUCUAUCAUCCGAUAUGACAUAUGCAGUGAUACUUGGAUCACUGUUGGGGAAACAGAAAAUCCGAGAUUAGAAUCUCAUGUUGUAUUAGUCAAUGAAUCAAAUGAUAAUUCCAGUUCCUCUCUACAAUCAUCUGACUUCGUGUAUGAAAUGGAUACUGAUCAACACAAUUCUUCCCACUCAGAUAUAUCAGAAACACUGAUUUCAGAAAGUAACACCAACAACAAUACUAAUCAGAUUAAUAAAACAAACAGAAGAAAUAACUCCACAAAUGUCAAUAUGGAACGUGUUUUCGUUGAAAUUGGUGGAAUUACUGAGUUACAGCCACAUGGAACUGAUCAAGUUGCUUUUUAUCGUUUACGUCCAGACUAUACUGUUUUCUGUACGGCUGAUUACAUUAAACUACCACAACAAGUUCGUUAUGUGAACUGCAGUGUACAUCAUGACACUAACCUACUUUAUAUAUUUUGGGAGUCAACAAGUGAACUAUCAGUCCUAGAUCUUCGUCGUCAUACACUUCGCCCGUUGGCGCGCUUACUGUCUUCUUCAACUUCUUCAAAUGAAGCACGAAUUCAUGCCGGACUAACAUGGAUUGGAGAAUUUUUAUAUGUUGUUGGAGGAUUUAGCCAGUUUGUUGGUGAUCACCGACGUCCUACUGCUCCAAGAGAUGAUAUUCAUUGUUACGAUCCAGCUUUGAACACUUGGUCGCGUAUAAAAGUAUCAAAUACAACAGUCCCUCGAGCUAUCUUUGGGUGUGUUUGCCUCAAUAUGUGA